Molecule: messenger RNA, 2040 nt
Organism: Suhomyces tanzawaensis NRRL Y-17324
Lineage: Eukaryota; Fungi; Ascomycota; Pichiomycetes; Serinales; Debaryomycetaceae
Exons: 1
Coding region: 1-2040 (679 amino acids)
Molecular function (GO): RNA binding
Source: RefSeq, a predicted model, not a curated record
AUGACUUCUCCCGACUCGGAAAGCAUCAGCUCUGAAGGCCCCGAUACUCCCGGCCUAGUUGACGAAAUCAACGAUGCGUUGUUCCACGAUUUUUCUCACGACUCCACCUCCAACACCACCUCGUUCCCGCUCGUGCUAUCCAUUCCCUUCAACGACAACUCCGAGAAGGCUCGUAUCGUCGAGUUGGUGUCGGAGGUCGAUCCGUCAAUUGGCCUUGACUUGAAACGUCUUCUGAUAAUAGAUGCGAAUUUCCAAUCGGAUCGCGGGUUGGCCUCACCCCCCACUUCCGAAGACCUGCAAAUCGACCUUUCUUGCACCGACACCAACAGGGAGUGUUUGGAGAGCUUGAUAUAUACGUUGCACGCCUCCCACAUCCCAUACAACUUGGACUACUCCAACUUCGUCAGCCAUCCCGGCAUCUUAUUUAUUAAAAAGUUAUCUAGCAAUCUAGUAAACCCCACGGAUCAAACGGGUUACGUGCUCACCAAGGAUGAUCCGGAAGCACCCCAGAAUGAAUUGUUUGCCCUCCUCCAAGAAACCAGCCAUUUCAAGAGUCUUCAGGAGAUCAAGAUUUUUGGUGACUCGGGAUCCGGCUCCGGACUUCAAUCUGCAUUUGCAAUUGUGAAAUUUAGAGUCUACCUUGACGUUGACAUUAUUAUUGCAAAACUAAACAAAUUGACACCAAACCCAUUCAAUCACAAUCGGAACGUGCCCCUCUACUUGAACAAGUACUUGAAUAAAAAGGAGAGAAUCAACCAUUCUCCUCUGGCUUCAAGUCCUGCAAACAACGGCACCAAUGGAUCUUCAUCACCCAACUCCAAUUUCGAUAUGAUUGUUUUGGAAAACCUUAACAAAUUGUUUUUGGAUACUAUAGUCACAAUAGAUCACAUAUCCAAACUAUUGGAUAUUAUAAAAAAGUUUGGAAACGACUUUGAUUUAAUUUAUUUCCCAUUAGAUUCAAGGGAAAGUGAUGAUUAUCCACCUGACCUUAAUAUUCUCGAAUACGCAUUCAUUAGGUUCAAACACGGCAACCAUUUGAUGGAAAACACCCUCAAGAUUUUGUAUUAUUUGAACGGUCUUAGUUGGGAGCAGUUGUUAGAUUUCGAUUUGGACUCGGUCGAGCCAUUAUUCUUAGAUUCAGCAGAAGAACCCAUACAGUCGAAGAAUGGUAUCAAAAUCACCAUAGCUCAGUACAAGCAUAAUCACUAUAUAUUCAGAGACGCCAACAAUGCGUUUGUGACCAAUCAAGGUCAAAGGGCCUCAAACAAUGGAAUGCAAAAAGUUGUAAUCAGCCCACCCAACCCCGGCUUGAUUACAGCUAUGUCGGCCAAACAGGUUAAUUAUCAAGAAACAAACAUCUAUGUUAACAACUUACCCGUGGUUUUUGGCAAUAAUGAUGAGUUAUGGGAAACAUUCUGGAAACAAUUUGGGACUAUCAAAUCAGCAAAGAUUAUUAACCCUCAGUUCUACAAGCACGAUGAAUCGGUUGAUGAUGACGAUUCAAGGAGAGGAAAAUCGGGGUACGGCAAAAUUGGGUUUGUAUUUUACACCGAUUUUAAGAUGGCAAUCAAGGCAAUUUUGCUCACAAAUAACCGUCUUAUCAAUGUCAAUAGAACUUCGAGCCCCAUUUUGAUUCAGUCGUCGUUUGCACUCCAGAAAUCGAAUCCUACUACAUACGCCAACCACGGGAAUCAGCAUUCUGUUCAUAGAUCCUGGAGCAAACCGAAGAGAGGUCUGGCAAUGAGCUACCCUCUUCCAGUGGCUCCCAUUCCGGCCACAGCACCACAACCAGGGCAAUUUUUCAACCCCUAUUACUUCCCAUUUUCUCCACCAACCAGUUUUUUCCAGACUUCUCCCAACCAGCAGGCUGCAAUUGCACCAUUUCCUCAUCCAAUGUUUGGAGCCCAUCCUCCAAAUAUCAGGAGGAAACUGGACGAGGACUACGAUUCGAUCCCGGGGUUUUACAGUGGCCUAGGUUAUGGGUAUACUUACCCCCCACCCUACUAUUUCGAGCAGUAUGAGUACGACGAAGGGGAGUAA